CAUGAGCUUGCCUGCAAGAAGAAGAUGAAAAGGCAGAAUGAUUCAGUUAAGAGAAAGCAUCAAGAUGAUGGGCUUUUGGCUGCCACCUACAAGCAGGGGAACUUGGAGAUCAUGCAGCAGAAACAGAAAAAGGCAAAGAAGAAGAAGGAACCCAAGUAG
Messenger RNA from Marmota flaviventris (yellow-bellied marmot), 159 nucleotides. RefSeq names its product small EDRK-rich factor 2-like. The record is from RefSeq and is a predicted model, not a curated record. NCBI's taxonomy places the organism in Eukaryota, Metazoa, Chordata, Mammalia, Rodentia, Sciuridae.